Messenger RNA from Mesoplodon densirostris (Blainville's beaked whale), 3054 nucleotides. It is a transcript of the gene TCTN3, whose product is annotated as tectonic family member 3. The record is from RefSeq and is a predicted model, not a curated record. Bases 97 to 1902 code for a protein of 601 amino acids. The transcript has 14 exons. NCBI's taxonomy places the organism in Eukaryota, Metazoa, Chordata, Mammalia, Artiodactyla, Ziphiidae. Gene Ontology annotation, biological process: smoothened signaling pathway; cilium assembly.
ACGCCAUGCGACUCCUCCCACCCACUCUCUAGAGACGCGUCUAGAGACCACCGAAACCCACCUCAAGCCCUUUGGUGGGGACGUCUGUAUUACCGCAUGUUUACCUCGCAGCUCGCGCUGCUGCAGGUGUUCUUCCUGAUGGUCCCCGAGGAGGUCCGGCCUCAGCCGUCUCCGUCCCCGUCUGGGGCAGUGUCCACCCAAUCGGACCUGGGGCCAAGGACGCAGGGCGAGACGCUUCAAUCCUCCUCGGAGGUGCCUGGCGUCUCUACAGUGAGUCCUACUGUCGUGACUCCCUCGGCGCCUGGGAAUAGGACCGUGGAUCUCUUCCCAGUCUUACCGAUUUGUGUCUGUGACUUGACUCCCGGUGCCUGCGAUAUGAAUUGCUGCUGCGACAGGGACUGCUAUCUUCUCCAUCCCAGGACAGUUUUCUCCUUCUGUCUUCCAGGCAGCGUGAGGUCUUUAAGUUGGGUGUGUGUAGACAACUCUCUUAUCUUCCGAAGUAAUUCCCCGUUUCCUUCAAGAGUUUUCAUGGAUUCAAAUGGAAUUAAGCAGUUUUGUGUCCAUGUGAACAACUCAAAAUUAACCUAUUUCCAGAAGCUCCAAAAGGUCAAUGCAACCAGCUUCCAGGCCCUGGCUACAGAGUUUGGAGGUGAAUCAUUCACUUCAACAUUCCAAACCCAGUCACCACCACCUUUUUACAGGGCUGGGGACCCCAUUCUGACUUACUUCCCCAAGUGGUCUGUAAUAGGCUUGCUGAGGCAGCCUGCAGGAGUUGGAGCUGGGGGACUCUGUGCUGAGAGCAAUCCUGCAGGUUUCCUGGAGAGUAAAAGUACAACCUGUGCUCGUUUCUUCAAGAAUCUGGCAGAUAGCUGUACCUUGGAUCCCACCCUCAACGCUGCCUCUUAUCAUAACUUCACCGUCUUGAAGGUUCCAAGAGGUUUGAGUGAUCUGCAGAAUACGAAGUUCCAGGUGCCUGUAACACCUGUCUCACAGGCUGACUCUCCUCUGUUGGCUGGAAACACUUGUCAGAAUGUUGUUUCCCAGGUCAUCUAUGAGAUAGAAACCAAUGGGACUUUUGGAAUCCAGAAAGUCUCCAUCAGUUUUGUGCAAACCAACCUGACUGUUGAGCCAGGCACUUCAUUCCAGCAACACUUCAUCAUUCAUUUCAGGGCUUUUCAACAGAGCACAGCUGCUUCUCUUACUGGUUUUAGAAGUGGGAAUCCUGGCUAUAUUGCUGAGAAGCCACUCCUGGCUCUAACCGGUGAUAGAAGACACUCAAUGACCCUCUUACAGAGCAAGGGUGAUGGAACUUGCUCUAUUAAGAGACACGAAGUACAAUUUGGAGUGAAUGCAAUAUCUGGAUGCAAGCUCAGGCUGAAAAGGGUGGACUGCAGCCACUUGCAGCAGGAGAUUUAUCAGACUCUUCAUGGAAGUCCCAGACCCGAACACGUUGCCAUCUUUGGUAAUGCUGACCCAGCCCAGAAGGGAGAGUGGACCAGGAUCCUCAGCAGGAACUGCAGUGUUUCAGCUGUGCCUUGUACUUCCUGCUGUGUCAUACCAGUUUCCUUGGAGAUCCAGAUAUUGUGGGCAUAUGUAGGCCUCCAGUCCAACCCACAAGCUCAUGUGUCAGGAGCCCGAUUCCUAUACCACUGUCAGCCCAUACAGGAUUCCCAACAAGAAACAGAAGUACCUUUGACAACUGUUGUGACCUUUGUGGACAUUACCCAGAAGCCAGAGCCUCCAAGAGGCCAACCCAGAAUGGACUGGAAAUUGCCAUUCGACUUCUUCUUUCCCUUCAAAAUGGUAUUCAGCAGAGGAGUAGACUCUCAAAAAGGCUCAGUCUCUCCCAUUCUUAUCCUGUGUCUCUUACUACUUGGAGUUCUCAACCUAGAGACGAAGUGAAAAAAAGAAGAAGAAGCAGAUUUCAGUGUUCCCCAUGGGAAGUUCUGAGGCACCCUGCUUAUCUUGGCUAAACAGAUCCUCACCUGCUCAUGACCAGAGGAGAGCAUUUAGGAGAACAGAGGACCUAAAUGAAGGAGUGGAAUUGCUGGGCAAUAUGGUAACUUUAUGUUUAAUCUAUUGAGGAACUGCCAAACUACUUUCCAAACUGGCUGCACUACCAGCAGUAUGUAAGGGUUCCAAUUUCUCCAUAUCCUUCCCAAUAUUUGUUAUUUUUAUAUUAGCCAUCCUAAUGGUGUGAAAUGGAUCUCAUCGUGAUCUACCAUGCCUUUUUAAACUGUAGUGUGUGAGAUCUUACACUAGAAAUGAGCACAUCUGCUCUUCCGAGGCAGGAAUACCCCAAGUAUUCUUUUCCUCUCUACCCCUCUGCUAAUUUGAUUAGCUUGUAAGCCUAGUUUCCAUUUACAAAGCUGCUUAACAUAUCUUAGAUAAGAUUUUAUGAUGUUCUUAUCGCCAGUCACUCCCCUUGUAACAGACCUUUGAAAAACAUUUUUUUAAAUCAUCUAGAGAAUAAUGCAGUCUUCUUCCCUCCCUUUGUUUAUACAGGAGGUCUCUUACUGCACGAGGUCUCUAUUGUAAUCAUGUAUUCAAUUUAAGGAGCAAGUUUUACUGUAAAGGGGUAUGUGCAAUUUGGAUAGAAUGAAAUUGAAAUCCCAGCCGGCCCGUUACAGGUGUGGAGAAACAGGUACUCUCGAAUACUUUUAGUGAGAACAUAAACUGGUAGAAACUUAGACAGAAGGGCAAAUAGCUAUUUAAUAUGUAUCAAAAGCCUUAAAAAUGUUCACAAACUUUAACCCAACAAUUCCACUUAUUAGACAUUAUGGGGCGGGGGGGAUGAUAUCCAACAAUAGGGAAUUAGUUAAAUAAACUAUGAUGUAUCCAUAGAUUGGAAUGUUGUACAACCACCGAAAAUUGAGUAGACCUGGCUCUAUUGCCAUAAGAAAACAUUCAUCAUCUAUUUUUAGUGAAUAAAAUAGGCUACAAAAUAGUACAUAUACUUUAUGGUGCUAUUUUUGUAAAACAAAAAAUAUUUAUACAUAUGUACUUAAACAUCUGGAAAGCUAACAUGUCUAAAAUGGGAAUUUUUUCUUAAUA